AUGAGUGCAGCAGCACUGGACCUCGCCGAGCCACUCUUGCAGCCGGCGCGACCACGCAGUACAAUGCGCGCUACGCAUGUGUUUGGUCUGCUCUGCGCGAUCAACUUGCUCAACUUUAUCGAUCGCGGUGUCAUUCCCGGCGCGCCGAUCGAGUUUCAAGCGUUCGUCCAAGCAUCGUAUGGCGUCGCCCCAUCCCACGUCAGCGUCUACGUCGGUCUAUUAGCGUCGGCCUUUAUCGCAUCGUACUCGAUCUCGAUCUGCAUCUUUGGGUACCUCUCCAUGACCCACCGGCCGUUCGUGCUCGCAGCCAUCGGGCUCUUUGUCUGGGUGGGCGCCCUUCUCUUGUGCGGCCUGGCCAAGCCGUGCGACAGCUUCCUCCUCCUGCUCGUCGGCCGCCUCUUCUCGGGCAUCGGCGAGUCGUCGUUCCACGCCACGACGCCGGCCUUCAUUGACGAAUUCGCACCGCGUAGCCGCCGGACCCUCUGGCUCGGCUGCUUCUACGCCGGUAUGCCCGCCGGCACUGCGAUCGGGUACUCGUAUGGCUCGAUCAUGGCGCAGACGCUCGGGUGGGACGUCGCGUUCUACGCCCUCGGCAUCGCGAUGCUGCCGCUCGCCUACAUGUGCUGGGCGUGGAUCCCGCCCGAGUUUAACCACCCGCUCCGGGCCAUCGUUCCCAAGUGCCAUCAUGACGACGAUGACGACGACGAUGACGACUCGGGCGUCACCGCGGACGUCACAGACACGGAGCUGACACCGCGGCGCUCAGACGCCAGUCCUGCGAGUGCCGAAGCCAUCGAAGUCGACGGCGACGAGGACGACGGGCUUCUUUUGCAAGAAACACAUGGAACAGCUCCGCCGCCGCUCUGCGCAGAAGUGCUUGCGAUCGUACACGACCUGCUCUUCGUGAGCGCGAGUCUCGGCCUCGCAGCCUUUGCGUUUACGAUCGCGGGCCUCGGCGCCUUCGCGCCGUCGAUCCUCAUUGGCUAUGGCCUCUUGGAUGCUGCGACGGCACCCACCGUCUUUGGCGCGCUCGUGGUCGUCACCGGGGUGCUCGGAUCGCCCAUCGGCGGCAUUCUCCUCGACCGCAGCUGCCGCACCCGACCCGACGACGCGCCCUAUCGUGUCUACAUGGCCGCGACGCAGAUGCUCGCUUUCCUCGCCGUCGGCACCGUAUGUCUCUUCGUGUCCAUGGCGUAUCUCGCCACGCCGUGGGCUUUCUUUCUUCUACAAGCCCUCGGCCUCUUUGCCCUCUUUGCGGCCCAGGCAGCGACCACCUUGGUGAUUCUCCUCAGCGUCUCGCGCGCGCGCAGAGGGUUCGCCAUGGGACUGAACACGUUGGUGCUGCACGUGCUCGGCGAUGUGCCGUCGCCAAUCGUCCUUGGCGCGCUCAAAGACCGCUGGGCGCCUCGCUGCGGCAGCGUUGUGCUUCCCGACGGCGCGUUGGCCCUCGACCCCGCCUGCGUUUUAGAUACACCGGGACUCACCAAGACGCUUCUCUUCGCCUACUCGUGGCUCCUCCUUGCCGUCGUGGCCUGGAUAGGAACCUACGCCGUGGCCAAGCGACGACUGCGGUGCACGGACCUCGUGCCAUGCGGUAGUCCGACCGCGCAUCUUUGA
Saprolegnia parasitica CBS 223.65 is the source of this 1617-nucleotide messenger RNA. RefSeq lists its product as hypothetical. The transcript has a single exon. NCBI's taxonomy places the organism in Eukaryota, Oomycota, Saprolegniomycetes, Saprolegniales, Saprolegniaceae. Gene Ontology annotation, biological process: transmembrane transport. Gene Ontology annotation, cellular component: membrane. Gene Ontology annotation, molecular function: transmembrane transporter activity. The record is from RefSeq and is a predicted model, not a curated record. Bases 1 to 1617 code for a protein of 538 amino acids.